AUGCCGAACCAGAAGAGUAACAAGGGCAAGAAGAACAAGCGCGCUAACAGCAGCGGGGACGAGCAGGAAAAUGGAGCCCUGGCCGCGACGGGAGUUGCGGGCGCCGGAGGAGUCCUGGCCGCCGUGGCUGCGGCCGGAGCAAGCGGGCCCGUGGCGGCUGCAGGAGGUGGAGGAGGAGGCUGCGGGGGAGCGGCGGCAGCAGCGACGGGCUCGGCUUCGGGCGACUCCAAAAACGAAGCACCUUGUGCUACACCACUGUUGUGUAGUUUUGGACGGGCCGUUGACCUAGAAAAAGAUGACUACCAGAAAGUUGUUUGCAACAACGAGCAUUGUCCCUUCAGCACUUGGAUGCAUCUUCAGUGUUUUUACGAAUGGGAGAGCAGCAUUUUGGCUCAAUUUAAUUGCAUUGGGAGAGCAAGGAGUUGGAACGAGAAACAGUGUCGGCAAAAUAUGUGGACCAAGAAAGGAUAUGAUCUUGCCUUCCGUUUUUGUUCAUGUCGAUGUGGGCAAGGCCAUUUAAAAAAAGACACAGAUUGGUACCAAGUAAAACGAAUGCAAGACGAAAAGAAGAAAAAAUCUGUGCCUGAAAAAAGCAGUGGACGAUCAAUAUCGGAGUCUUCAGAAGAUCUUAAAAAGUGCAGGUCUGCUAAUAAACCACUGAAGGGUUUAAACCAUGAUCUCCAACGACGGCAUUCAAUGGACAGGCAAAACUCUCAAGAGAAAGGCACUACUAGCAGUAGUUAUGCAGUCCGUUCUCCCUGCGGUUCUCCUGGGCAAUCUCCCCCAGCAGGUUAUUCUGUUCUUGCCCCCACCCAUUUCAGUGGCCCCCGCUCUUCGCGAUACUUAGGAGAAUUUUUGAAGAAUGCCAUUCAUUUAGAACCUCAUAGAAAGAAUAUGGCCAAUAGUGGUAUGUUUAGGAAUGCUCACUUUGAUUAUGGGACAUCUGGAUUACAAGCACAUAGAUCGGGACAUUUUGAUGCUCCAGUACAAUUUUUGAGAAGGCUUGAUCUAUCUGAACUCCUUGCUCACAUACCUAGGCAUAAAUUGAACACUUUCCAUGUCCGUAUGGAGGAUGAUGCCCAAGUGGGUCAAGGAGAAGAUUUACGGAAAUUCAUUCUUGCAGCACUCAGUGCCAGUCACCGAAAUGUUGUCAACUGUGCGUUAUGCCAUAGAGCAUUGCCUGUAUUUGAACAGUUUCCACUGGUGGAUGGAACCUUGUUUCUUAGCCCAUCAAGACAUGAUGAAAUUGAGUAUGAUGUUCCCUGUCACCUUCAAGGAAGGCUUAUGCACCUAUAUGCUGUUUGUGUAGACUGUUUAGAAGGGGUUCAUAAAAUUAUCUGCAUAAAGUGCAAAUCUCGAUGGGAUGGAAGCUGGCAUCAGCUGGGAACCAUGUAUACUUACGACAUUCUAGCAGCCUCUCCUUGUUGUCAGGCUCGGCUGAACUGUAAACACUGUGGGAAACCUGUUAUAGAUGUACGUAUUGGGAUGCAGUAUUUCUCAGAAUACAGCAACGUUCAGCAGUGUCCACACUGUGGAAACUUGGACUAUCAUUUUGUGAAGCCAUUUUCUUCAUUUAAAGUUCUGGAGGCUUAUUGACAAAAGCUUUGCCAUAGUAAUAGCUAUUUUAUGAGUAUUGUUCCAUUUAUUUUA
Molecule: messenger RNA, 1650 nt
Organism: Protobothrops mucrosquamatus (brown spotted pit viper)
Lineage: Eukaryota; Metazoa; Chordata; Lepidosauria; Squamata; Viperidae
Gene: HECA
Product: hdc homolog, cell cycle regulator
Exons: 4
Coding region: 1-1596 (531 amino acids)
Source: RefSeq, a predicted model, not a curated record